AUGUCUUGGGCCGGCUUCAAAAAAAAUGUCAACCGGGCGACGACCCAGGUGAUGAUGAAGACUGGCCAUGUUGAGAAGACGAAUGAUCGCGACUAUGAGAUUGAAGAAAGAAGAUAUCGCACAAUGGAAUCUGCUGCAAACAGACUACAGAAGGAAGCAAAGGGAUACCUGGACUCCUUACGAGCCAUGACUGCCUCUCAAAUGCGAAUUGCGGAGACUAUUGAUGCUUUCUAUGGCGAUGCUGGAGCCAAGGACGGUGUGAGCAGAAGCUACAAACAGGCUGUUGAAGAUCUGGAUGCAGAGACAAUAAAGGCACUCGAUGGACCCUACAGAACGACGGUCCUCGAGCCUAUCUCUCGUUUCUGUGCAUACUUCCCUGAUAUCAACGAAUGUAUCAAGAAACGUAACCACAAACUCCUCGACUACGACUCCAUGCGAGCUAAAGUCAAGAAACUUGUGGAAAAGCCCGACAAGGAUGCCUCCAAGCUGCCGCGCGCCGAAAAGGACGCAGAAAUGGCCAAACAGGCCUAUGACCAAUUAAACGAACAGCUAUACAACGAGCUACCGCAGCUUAUUGAUCUGCGUGUCCCAUAUCUCGACCCAUCUUUUGAGGCUCUUGUCAAGAUCCAGCUCCGCUUCUGCGCCGAGGCGUACAGCCGCAUGGCCCAGGUCCAGCAGUACCUUGACUCAGACACAAGAGAGGAGUAUGCAUCUGGCAACCUAGACAAUAAGGUUGAACAGGUACUGCAGGAGAUCAGAGAUUUAAGCAUUGCCGGCACUGUGUGA
Trichophyton rubrum CBS 118892 is the source of this 786-nucleotide messenger RNA. Its product is annotated as protein hob3. The transcript has 5 exons. The coding region runs from base 1 to 786 and encodes 261 amino acids. Gene Ontology annotation, molecular function: protein binding; lipid binding. Gene Ontology annotation, cellular component: mating projection tip; Rvs161p-Rvs167p complex; actin cortical patch. The record is from RefSeq and is a predicted model, not a curated record. Gene Ontology annotation, biological process: plasma membrane tubulation; actin cortical patch localization; endocytosis. Lineage: Eukaryota; Fungi; Ascomycota; Eurotiomycetes; Onygenales; Arthrodermataceae.